Microthlaspi erraticum is the source of this 2091-nucleotide messenger RNA. NCBI's taxonomy places the organism in Eukaryota, Viridiplantae, Streptophyta, Magnoliopsida, Brassicales, Brassicaceae. The record is from the annotation of a GenBank genome assembly.
AUGGAUCAGGUGAUUCUCGUGUGUGGGACAUGGAAAGCACAACAAAAUCAAUGGUUUUUCAUUGCAGACAAGUGCAGAAGAUCGGCAAUUGUUGGGGCUGACCUUGAAACCUCUUACAACGAUUUUCGGGGCAGAGUUAUGGAAGAGAUUGGGGUCGAUCGGCGGAUUGAUGAGGUGCAGUUGAGCUACAUGAUAACAAAAAGUGUCGUGAAUACACCUCCAUUGCGAGUUACGAAUUCUUUGCAAUUCUGGUCAUUUCUCAAAUUAUUCAGAAACCAUAAAGCUCGUCUCUGUGUGGAGAUCGUGAAGAAAACGCCAUGUCAUCAAGGUGUACGAGAUAGAAGACAAGAUCUGUUCGUUGAUAGCGAUUCUGACGAGGAAGAUGAUGAAGAGAUGAGAUUUGACUGUUGUGACGAUCCCGACGGUGCAAGCUCUGGCGAUGAAGAAUACGGUACCACCAAAGGAAGAUUCGCGAAAGAAGAGGAGGAAAUGUUUUAUCUGCCAGCAAAGGAAGAUUCGAUCCCUGCAUUCUUGCAGUUGGAACGAGGUUCUGUAGAAUUGGCCGUCGGCCAACGUUAUCCGACGAAAAAGGCGUUGGUUCUGAGAUUGAAGAUGCUUUCCGUUGCAUUGAAGUUCGACUAUAGUGUUGGUUACAGCACGCCUUCACUAUUAACGGUAUGCUGCUGGAUCGAAGGGUGUACAUGGAGGGCGAGGGCAACAACAAUUGGCUCUGCUCCUGAGUUCUACAUCAAGAGUUAUGUACAAGAGCAUUCAUGUUCUGUUACAGAGCGUUCUUCUCGUUCUCGGCAAGCAAAACCUGAACUUCUGGGAAGGCUGUACAGCGAAUUUGUAGGCUGCGUUGGACCCACGGUAUUGCCUUGCCAUGUCGCAGACGCUUUGAAUAAACGAUAUGGCAUCAAGAUGGAUUAUUGGAAGGCCCAUUGCACAUUACGGUUCGCGCGGGAAGUGAUUUCCGGCAGUUCGGAGAGUGGAUACGAAGAUCUCCCCGUGUACUUGUACAUGAUCAGAAGGGCAAACCUUGGGACGCUCAUUAAGCUCGAGGUGGACGCGGAGGAUAGGUUUAAGUUCAUGUUCCUUGCCUUCGCCGCAAGCAUUCACGGAUUCCCGUACAUGCGUAAAGUUGUAGUCGUUGAUGCCACAUACUUGCAAGGUAAAUAUAAGGGAACACUACUAACCGCCACAACUCAGGAUGGAAAUUUCAACAUAUUUCCGAUUGCAUUUGGAGUUGUCUAUACCGAGAAUAAUGAAUCUUGGGAGUGGUUCUUCAGGCAGCUACACUUGGUUAUCCCAGACGACGAGGGUCUAGCCAUGAUUUCGGAUAGACACAAAUCUAUUAAACACGCAAUAAAGAAGGUGUAUCCGCUGGCCUCUAGGGGUAUUUGCACAUACCAUUUGCAUAAGAAUAUAUUGCUCAGAUUUAGAACCCGAGACUGUUUUGACCUUGUCAAGAAGACAGCGAGUGCAUAUACGCUGCUAGAGUUUAAUCAGCACUUUGCUCAAAUAGAAGCUUUAGAUCCGGAGCUGCAUAAUUAUUUAGUGGAGGCUGACGUUCGGUUAUGGACCCGUGUACAUUUUUCUGGGAAUAGAUACAACUUCACGACGAGCAACAUAGCGGAAUCCUUAAAUAGCGUGUUAUCUCUUUUUAGAGGUUCACCAAUUGUGCAACUUCUUGAUCCUGCGAGAUCGUUGAUGACAAGGUGGUUUGUUGCGAGGAGAAAAAACGCAAGCCUAAUGAAAACUACAUUGACCAGAGGUGUAGAGAAGCUACUAGAGUCUCGUGUGGACAAUGCAAAGCUAUGGACAGUGCAGGAGAUUGAUGGUGAUCAAUCACAAGUGACAUGCGGAGGGAUACUUCAUGUCGUCAAUUUAACAGAGAGGAAAUGCACAUGUCGUAGGUUUGAUUUGGAUAAGUUACCAUGUGUCCAUGCGAUUGCAGCCGCAGAAGCUGUAGAAAAUGUGAUAGCCAAAGUUUGCAAACCUCCUACUGUUCAUCAACCGCCGGGCAGACCAAAGAACUCCAGAAUGAAAAGUGCUUUGGAGGUCACUAUGGAGAUAUUUUAUGUUUUGUAA